AGAUAAGUUUUAAUGGGUGGAAGGUCAUUAACUUUGACCACGCGUUGAAGUCUCUUUACCGAUCGGUUAGACCGCUUAUAUACAGUCACGUGUAAUAAGAGAGAGAAUCGUCGAGAGAUGUCGCUCCGUGUGCUAUCGCAAACUAUCGAUUAUCGUAGGUGGAGGCAACGUCGGCGGGAAAAUCAAUAUCCCUUACUACGCGCCGGCGAAUACGCCAUUUCUAUCGUCAAAUGAACGCUGCUAUCGACCUAACGUGUCUACUACACCAAACGCGUUCGACAGUUUAGACGUUGUUUAUUGUUUAACAGUACACCUUUACGGUACAUUCGAUAAAACGUUUUAAACGGAGAGUUCGAAUAAAAAAAAAAGAAAGCAAAGUAAAGAAAAGAAGAAAACAGUUACGAUGUUGUUACGAUAUUAUCGAGAAUUAAAUAACACCUUUAUGAUUAUUCGCAAUGAUGUUUCCAUACGUGGUGGAACAUUUGUUUAAUUAAACGACGUAAUACGAGAUAAUCAUCUGUACUUAUUUGUCUCAACUUGGACCGAUUUAAGAGACAUCUGAGGGAAUAAGAAGAAAAAAAGAUUAGAAAAAGGGGCACAGAGAAAAAUCGCAUAAUCGUCUGCAUUGCGGAUUAAUUUGGUAAUAUCGAAUCUUGAUUGGUUAGUGAUUCGAUCGAUAAAGUGUUGAGAGGUUGUCAUCGAUUGGAAGAGAAGGAGAGAAAAGAGCAAUAAACAAAAUAUAAAAAGCUAGAGUUUUAAGAGAUCUUCUAUGCGGCAAGAACCCCAGAGCGGCUUGAAAACGCGACCUCCGGUCGAUCACGGUGGUCUUCAUCACGGCGGGGUCAUGCUCGAGGAGGACAUGGCCGGUGCCCAGGACACAAUUUACCUUUGCAAUUUUCGGGUGUCCGUUGACGGCGAGUGGCUCUGUUUGAAGGAACUACACGACGUCGAGUUUUCAUUGCAAGACUCGAUACAACGUUCACCUUCGCCACCUUUACCUUUAAGUGGUAUUGAUCAUCCUCCUCAUCGUCGUCGGCAACAGCUGUUACCCGAGCAGCGGGAUUUUCGCGAUGCAUUGCCGCCAAGUCCACCGCCGCCAUUGCGUCACGUCUCAAGCUUGUCACGAGAUCCUGUUAUCAUCGAAAGGAGUAAUCUUGUUAACAUUUCUAAAUUGAUCGUGAAAGAGCUCAUCGAAACUUCAUUGAAAUAUGGCCGCAUGCUCGAUUCGGAUCACAUGCCAUUGCAACAUUUCUUCAUCGUUUUAGAACACGUACUGAGGCAUGGUUUACGACCGAAGAAGGGUUUACUUGGACCCAAGAAGGAGCUUUGGGACAUCCUUCAACUUGUGGAGAAAUACUGUUCAGAAGCACAAGAUAUUACAUCCAGUAUUCGCGACUUGCCGACGGUUAGAACUGCCAUGGGUCGGGCACGUGCCUGGCUUCGAAUGGCACUCAUGCAAAAGAAGUUAGCAGACUACCUAAAGGUUUUAAUCGAUCACAAGGAUGACAUUUUGUCUGAAUAUUUCGAACCAGAUGCUUUGAUGAUGAGCGAGGAAGCUAUUGUGGUAAUGGGCUUGUUAGUGGGUUUGAAUGUGAUCGAUUGCAAUUUCUGCGUAAAGGAAGAAGAUCUCGAUUGUCAACAAGGUGUGAUCGAUUUUUCGUUAUAUUUACGUAAUAGCAAUCAUAUACCUGGAGAAUCACCUGAUGACGAGCUCGAAAAUGACAACAUGACAACUGUCCUUGAUCAAAAGAAUUACAUCGAGGAACUUAAUAGACACUUAAACGCAACUGUGACGAAUCUCCAAGCAAAACUUGAAUCUCUAACUACUACUAAUGCACUCAUGAAAGAAGACUUAUCUAUCGCUAAGAAUAAUUAUUUAUCGUUGCAAGAAGAGAACAGACAACUUAAAAAAGAAUUAGGCAUAGAAAUUAAAGAUGCUAAUGAGAAUGGCAAGGCUCCUAUUAAAAUAACCGAAACUACAACGGAAAUCGAAGAACUUCGAAGUAGACUCGAAACUGAGAGAAAAUUGCGACAAGACACGGAAAAGGAAUUACAAUUACAGAUAAGUAUGAAGUCCGAGAUGGAGGUGGCGAUGAAAUUGUUAGAAAAAGACAUCCACGAGAAGCAGGAUACCAUAAUAUCACUUAGGCAACAACUAGACGACAUCAAACUGAUCAACUUGGAGAUGUACAAAAAAUUACAGGAAUGCGAAGCUUCCCUUAAGCAUAAGACAGAACUGAUCAAAAAACUGGAGGCUAAAACACUCUCGAUGACCGAGACAUUCCAGAAACUGGAUGAACAGCGCAAGGAAUUGGACGGAGUUAAAGCAAGGACCGAAGAGAAGGCUAAGGUCUUAGCUGCCGAGGCUGCUGAGAGGACAGCACGAGCUAAGGAUUUUGAGAGGGAAUUACGUGUUGAAAGAGAAUGGAGAACUUCCUUACAAGAAUCAUCGAUCUCAAACACUGAAAGGAUUUCUCAAUUGCGUCAAGAAAAUGAUCAACUUAAACAAAUAUCCGAAAAAUACGUAACGUUGCAAGAAGAACAUUACGCGUUAAAGGAAAUCUGUUCGGAACAAGAAAGAACACUGGAGGAACUUGGAGUGCAGUUGAGUGCAGCGAAAUUGGCGACUGUCGAAUUACGCGAAGCUGCUGACAAUGCUCAACGACAGUUGCAGAAAGAUGGCGGCGGGACUGCAUGGGCGGACGAUCGACAGGUAACCCAUUGCAAGGGUUGUAAUCGUGAGUUCAACAUCACUCGUCGUAAGCAUCACUGCCGUCACUGUGGAAAUAUAUUUUGCAAGAACUGUAGCGACAAUUCAAUGUCAUUGACUGACAAUUCUAAACAAGUACGAGUAUGCGACGAGUGUUACGUUUUGUUGGUUGGUCGAUACUCCGUUAUGCUUUAACGCGUCUACUUCAUUUUACGAGAUUAUCGAAGGUGUAAAAUGGAAGGAAGAAGAACAAGAGAAAAAGAAAGAGAAGAAAAAGAAAAAGAUAAAGAAAAAUAUAAAACGCGAAGAAAGGAGAACCGGAAGGAAAUAUCAUAGGAAGAGAAUGGUGGUAGGGUGAGGAGAGGGGAUCUCUGAUGGAAUAAGACGCCGCCUUUUACCAUCUCAACCCAUUUUCAUUGUCUAUUCUUCUCACGCAUUUUGACGGACGAAAAAGUAGGAAUUCGAGAACUUUGCUUCUUGAUAUUUUCUAACGUUUACUUUUCUACCCCUUUCUCCCAUCCCCCUCUCUCUCUCUCCCGCCCCUUUUUUGUUCGGGGAAACUUUUUCUUAUACAAGUAUAAUACUUUUCUAACCGAGUAAACCGGGUUGUAACAAAUUUUCUACAAUUUUCGUCUAUCUACCAAGCCGAUUCUUUCUAUAUUUUUUUUCUACCCCCUCCC
This is a messenger RNA of Polistes dominula (European paper wasp), 3390 nucleotides long. Its product is annotated as protein RUFY3. Gene Ontology annotation, cellular component: cytoplasm. The record is from RefSeq and is a predicted model, not a curated record. NCBI's taxonomy places the organism in Eukaryota, Metazoa, Arthropoda, Insecta, Hymenoptera, Vespidae. Gene Ontology annotation, molecular function: metal ion binding.